UUAUCCUCUCUCAAGCUCAAGACUUGUCUCGCAAUCGAAAUCCCGGUCUUCAGAAAUCCUGCAUAGGAGCUAGACAUCAUGGACAGACAUCAUGGAGAAGGCCUCGACUAAUUGCUAUUUUUUACCUUACAGCACUAAGCAUACUCGUUAAGCGGUCGUCGCCAAAUGCCUUCGCCGUAGUAGUAACAUGAUUGCUUCUUCAUUUCUUCCCUCCCGCUUUCGCGGCGAGCAACCAAACGACACACCCGUUCCACCAUCCAAGAUAAACAAGAGAGUCACGCCGAUCCUCCAGUUCUUCUCUAAAAUUGCCUGCCUACACCCGAUCCAUACCAUUGUCAUCGUUUCCUUAAUAGCGAGCACCACCUACGUCGGUGUCGUUAAAGAGAGCCUAUUAGAUGUGACUAGGAGCGCCAGGACGGCCGAUUGGCCCUCUUUAGUAGAGGGCAGCCGAAGCUUGAUAGUCGGCCCGGAGACCUCAUGGCGUUGGCAAAGCUUCGACUCCGAUUCGGCCACCCCAAAGGACGCUGAACACUUGGCCCUUGUCACUCUGGUCUUCCCGGAGUCUUCCGAAGAUGCACCUCAGACUGCACCAUUACCUCAUAUCGUCCCUCUCCCUCAGAACCUGAGCAUCUCUCAUCUUCCGUCCACGGCAAAUCCUUUGAGUGCUUAUUCCCAAGACAGCGCUUUGGCGUUCGCCGUCAAGUAUGACGAGGCCGCGGAGUUUCUCGCGGCCGCGCAGGAGAUCCCCAACGAUGUUCCCGGUCAAGAGUCGCGCGAAACCGAGCUGGGCAAGGAAGAGCAGAAGAUGUGGAUAAUGAAAGUCGCCAAGGGUUACACUAGGGGAAGCGUAGCACGAUGGAUUCACAACGCCUGGACGGAGUUUCUUGACUUGAUAAAGAACGCCGAGACACUGGAUAUCAUUAUCAUGGUUCUGGGGUACUUGUCUAUGCACCUGACCUUCGUGUCGCUUUUCCUAUCUAUGAGAAAAAUGGGAUCAAACGUCUGGCUAGCCAUCAGCGUGCUUUUCUCAUCUACUUUUGCUUUCCUGUUCGGACUCAAUGUUACUACGAAGCUUGGCGUCCCCAUCAGCAUGGUUCUACUCUCGGAGGGAUUGCCCUUCCUAGUUGUUACAAUCGGCUUCGAGAAGAAUAUCGCGCUGACCCGGGCUGUGCUAUCUCACGCACUAGAGCACCGUAGGCCCGAAGAGCAGCAAACCAACGGCGCCAAAUCUACCAGGUUACUGAUGGCUUCGGAUGGCAUCAUCCACUACGCCGUACAGCGCGCCAUCAAGGAUAAUGGCUACGAGAUUGUCCGGGACUACGUCAUAGAGAUCUUGAUCCUAGUAGCCGGAGCCGCCUCUGGCGUACAAGGUGGUCUUCAGCAGUUCUGCUUCUUAGCCGCCUGGAUACUCUUCUUCGACUGCAUCCUGCUCUUCACCUUCUACACGGCUAUUCUGUGCAUCAAACUCGAGGUGAACCGUAUUAGACGUCACGUGGAGCUGCGGCGAGCCUUGGAAGACGACGGCGUCAGCCGCCGCGUCGCUGAAAAUGUCGCUAAGAAUAACGACUGGCCUAGGCAAAGCGCCAAGGGCCAGGCUGAUGCGCCUCUUUUCGGCAACGAUCUUAGGAGCAGUAGCGUUCCCAAGUUCAAGUUCUGGAUGGUCAUGGGCUUUAUUGCCAUCAACGUCGCCAACCUCUGCACCAUUCCUUUCAGGACCUCAGACGUUUCCAGUGUCUCUUCGUGGGCUACGGGCUUGGGAGGUGUCGUUAGCUCACCUCCUCUCGACCCGUUUAAAGUUGCGUCCAACGGGCUAGACGAGAUACUCUACAACGCGAAGAGCCACUCGAAGACGACGGUAGUUUCCGUACUGACUCCCAUCAAGUAUGAACUCGAAUUCCCUUCUAUUCACUACGCCGAGGCACCCUUAACCUCAAGCCACGGCCACCACGGUAAACGAGACAGCUAUCCUCAAUUGAACGGCUACGGCGUAGGCGGACGCAUGGUCGGCAGCCUUCUUACCAGUCUGGAAGACCCUAUCCUAUCCAAGUGGAUCGUGGUCGCUCUGGCCAUGAGCGUCGCCCUCAACGGUUAUCUAUUCAACGUAGCUAGAUGGGGCAUCCGCGAUCCCAACCUACCAGACCAUCCUAUUGAUCCCAAGGAGCUUGCGGAAGCAGAGCGAUUCAACGACACGCAGUCCGCAACGCUACCGCUCGGUGAGAUCCAACCGAAGCAGUCGCCGUCACAAUCGAUACCUGACAGACCUAUCACCCCCGCCUAUACUGACGAUGAGAGUGUGAGCAAGCCUCUUCCGGUUGCUCCGCUGACGUCGUCGUCUGUGCAGAGAACCCAGGCCGAGCUGGACAGGAUGUUAACGGAGAAGAGGGCACAUGAAUUGACCGACGAGGAAGUUGUUGCUGUAUCUCUGAAAGGCAAGAUCCCUGGUUACGCGUUGGAGAAGACUCUCAAGGAUUGCACGCGAGCCGUGAAGGUUCGUCGAAGUAUCAUCUCGAGGACCCGGGCGACGGCAGAUCUUACUAGCCUUCUAGACCAGUCCAAGCUACCGUACGAGAACUACAACUGGGAACAAGUGCUCGGCGCUUGCUGUGAGAACGUUAUCGGUUAUAUGCCCAUUCCCGUCGGUGUAGCUGGCCCGCUCGUCAUCGACGGUAAAAGCUAUUUCAUCCCCAUGGCUACUACUGAAGGUGUGCUCGUCGCUAGUACAAGCCGCGGCUGCAAGGCUAUCAACUCUGGCGGAGGUGCCGUUACAGUUCUUACGAGCGACGGAAUGACUAGAGGACCGUGCGUGCAAUUUGAAACUCUCGAGCGUGCCGGCGCUGCGAAGCUCUGGAUCGACUCCGAGGUGGGUCAAGCUGUGAUGAAGAAGGCCUUCGACUCGACCUCGAGGUUCGCUCGGUUACAGACAAUGAAGACGGCCCUUGCUGGAACUAACCUUUUCAUCCGAUUCAAGACGACAACCGGCGACGCCAUGGGAAUGAACAUGAUCUCCAAGGGUGUCGAGCACGCGUUAAACGUCAUGGCUACCGAAGGCGGAUUUAGCGACAUGUCUAUCGUGUCGUUGUCUGGAAAUUACUGCAUCGACAAGAAGGCCUCCGCGAUCAACUGGAUCGACGGCCGCGGUAAGGGUAUAGUCGCCGAAGCCAUCAUCCCGGGUGACGUGGUUAAGGCGGUGUUGAAGAGCGACGUGGAUAGCCUAGUCGAGCUUAACAUCUCGAAGAACUUUAUCGGAUCUGCUAUGGCCGGUGCGGUGGGCGGUUUUAACGCUCAUGCGGCCAACAUCGUCGCUGCCAUCUUUAUCGCUACCGGGCAGGACCCAGCGCAAGUUGUGGAGAGCUCGAACUGUAUCACCAUCAUGAAGAAAUCUCUGUAUCUAUGCCGUCGAUCGAAGUCGGCACAAUCGGUGGAGGUACCAUCCUGGAGCCCCAGAGCGCUAUGCUCGACAUGCUUGGCGUCAGGGGUCCUCAUCCGACAAAUCCUGGAGAUAACGCGGUUCGUCUCGCUCGUAUAGUUGGUGCGGCGGUUCUUGCAGGCGAGCUUUCGUUAUGCAGCGCUCUCGCAGCCGGCCACUUGGUCAGGGCACAUAUGGCACACAACCGUUCCGCUCCUCCAACCCGUAGUACUACCCCA
Messenger RNA from Daldinia caldariorum, 3645 nucleotides. RefSeq names its product 3-hydroxy-3-methylglutaryl-CoA reductase. Gene Ontology annotation, molecular function: protein binding; hydroxymethylglutaryl-CoA reductase (NADPH) activity. The coding region runs from base 188 to 3526 and encodes 1112 amino acids. Lineage: Eukaryota; Fungi; Ascomycota; Sordariomycetes; Xylariales; Hypoxylaceae. Gene Ontology annotation, cellular component: peroxisomal membrane; endoplasmic reticulum membrane. The record is from RefSeq and is a predicted model, not a curated record. Gene Ontology annotation, biological process: ergosterol biosynthetic process; coenzyme A metabolic process; isoprenoid biosynthetic process. The transcript is spliced from 2 exons.